Messenger RNA from Erigeron canadensis, 700 nucleotides. RefSeq names its product 30S ribosomal protein 3, chloroplastic-like. Gene Ontology annotation, molecular function: structural constituent of ribosome. Bases 23 to 565 code for a protein of 180 amino acids. Gene Ontology annotation, biological process: translation. The record is from RefSeq and is a predicted model, not a curated record. Gene Ontology annotation, cellular component: ribosome. The transcript is spliced from 2 exons. NCBI's taxonomy places the organism in Eukaryota, Viridiplantae, Streptophyta, Magnoliopsida, Asterales, Asteraceae.
ACUACAUAAGUUAUCUGAUUUGAUGUUAUCAUCAACAGGGAUGACGAUGAUGAUGAUGACGAUGACCGGCGGAGUCAAUGUGAAUUACAAACCCCCUUCUUGUCCUUCUUCUUCUUCUUCUUCUAUUCUGACCACCAAAUCAAAUUCUACUAAAAUAUCAAAAUCCACUUCUUUUUCUAAUAAAUUCACCCAUUCUUUUACUUCUUUCUCACCAUUUAAAACCCCUGUUGUCGUAUCAGCUACAGCCUCAGCUGAAACAAUUGCAGCCCCCCUUCAUUCCCAGAAGCUUGGAGUUGUUGUGAAGCCAAUGGAAAAACCAAGGCUCGUGUUGAAGUUCAUCUGGAUGGAGAAAAAUAUCGGGCUGGCUCUAGACCAAGUGAUUCCAGGAUAUGGAACUAUUCCAGUUAGUCCUUACUAUUUUUGGCCAAGAAAAGAUGCUUGGGAAGAGCUUAAGCUCAUGCUGGAGAGUAAGCCAUGGAUUUCUCAAAAGCAGGUCAUUAUUCUUCUUAAUCAGGCUACCGAUAUCAUUAACUUGUGGCAGCAGAGUAGCAGUGAUUCACAGUAAUUGUUGUAGACUGUGUCAACUCUUUUCAGAUGAAUCUUUGUAGACAUGAUUUGCUCACAAUUUGAUAGAGACACGAUGUUCUUCAAGUUAUGUUCUAUCUUUCUGUUUCUUGGUUAAUCAGCGAAGUUUCAAUUG